This is a messenger RNA of Verticillium dahliae VdLs.17, 3873 nucleotides long. RefSeq names its product N-chimaerin. Gene Ontology annotation, cellular component: cytoplasm. The transcript has 3 exons. Gene Ontology annotation, biological process: signal transduction; regulation of GTPase activity. Lineage: Eukaryota; Fungi; Ascomycota; Sordariomycetes; Glomerellales; Plectosphaerellaceae. The record is from RefSeq and is a predicted model, not a curated record. Gene Ontology annotation, molecular function: phosphatidylinositol binding. The annotation marks the transcript as partial.
AUGUCUGGCGUUCUGUCAUCUGCUCGAAGACCAAUCCCCAGUCCGCUCUCUCUGACGGCCGCCCUGUCCGCCGCGAGCCCGUCGCCAAGCCGGUCAAACUUUCCAGCGCCAGCGACGGCUCCCAUCCUGAGGACCGCCAUCCCCUACAGUCCAACGUCACCCGUCGACGAGCCGCGCUCUCCGAGGGAAAAGCUGGACGACCUGCUGGCCACAGAGAGGACGUAUUACCAGAGCGACUCCUCUGGAAAAUCGACGCCCGAUCCGACAUUCUCAUCACCCAACGCACCCUCCCACGCCACGAAUGACAGUCGAAGUGUCUCCGACCCUGUUGCGCCCCGCAAGCCUGCUGUCAUAGGCUUGCCGAGAUCUCCGAUGCCUCCCGGCAUGGCUGCCGGUCCCUCGGCUGCUUCCCGGGCAGAGCCGACAAAGGGUGCCCCCCGAACCUCCUCCAUGGACUCCGCCAUAUCCGCUGCGACCAAGACGAGCUCGCAAAAGGGAUCGCGAGAGCUCGAGACCGAUCCGCAGGAUAUUGCCGGCCUCAUCAAGACGGCCGGCAGCCCUGAAGCAGUGAUCCAGUAUCUGUUGAAGGAGAAGCAGUCCCAGGCACAGCAGAACGCGCAGCUAUGGCGCCUCGUCGACAAGCAGCGCGCUAUGAUUCUUGGCCUCAACAAGGACCUGGAACGGUCUCUGAAGGACAAGGAGAAGUACCGUAAGAAGCUGAAGGAGGUCAUGUCCGUUCCGGAAUUCGCCAAAUCCGCGGGCUUGAAGAAGUCUGGAAGCGUUGCCGAUGUUCUGGGACGAUCAGUCCCCAAGGUGGAUGUCCAUGGCCCGACCGACCAGCAGCCCGCGGCACCCGACUCCCCUAGCCUCGACUCCGACAGCCAAAAGCAUUCUCCCACCGACCUCGCCAUGGCUCCGUACCCGAUCACGCCCCCCGCCGACCAGCCACACAAUGGCCCUCCAUCGGCUGUGGGUGAGAUGCUCGAUCCCUCUCACACAAUGCCCAAGCCUCAGGAGCAUGCGUACGAUCGAUACGACCAUGAGGCGGAAGAGAAGGCAGAACAGGUCGCAAGGCAGCAAGAUGACCAAAGACAGCUUCAAGAGCUGCCGAUCAAUCUUGCUCUGCCGCCAUCUCGAAGUUUGCCGAGCAAACCGCCCAGGAUGCCUCCUCCAAACCCCCCUGUGGGACCUCAUUCGCCUGUCGCCGGUUCACACGCCAGCCCUCAGACGGACGAGGGUCUCGCGAAAUUCCCGGCACCCCCGCCCCGCAAAGCACCACCCGCGCCCCUUCAACUCAACAAAGAACAAAGUGUGAUUCUUGACGAGGACGAGACAGAUUCCGAUUUUGAUGACAUUCUUCAAGUGAACAGGGACGUUGACCCCAAGCGCGGUCGACGGAGGACCAGAGAAGAGGACGACAGGAUGCGAGAGAUUCUUGCCCAACAGGAAGCAGAGAGGCGUAGCCUGUCAAAGAAGAGCAAGUCGCAGAGCCAGAAGAGCACGCCCACAGAGCCCGAACACCCGGGACGCUUCGAACCCAUACCGCCAAGCCCAAGAGAGAUCCCUCAGCAGCUUGCGCUGCAACAAAACGGCCCGGCAUCCCUUGCAGGCGUUCUCUCUGGAGAUCCCAUUCAGACCACUGUAGUCACUGGCCCCUUGAGCCCCGGACUCCCCCAGUCUCCUCGCCCGUUCGGCGCUGCGCCGUCAGGAAACGCAAUUUCGCUGGCAACACCUCGAACGGGGUCUCACCUGCAAUCCGCCCCCCUGUCCCCGAGACCACCGCGGCAGCCGAUUCCUCUCCCGCCGGGCACGCCGCUUGCUUCGCCGCCGAACAUGGCGGGCGAGCCAUUGUCCCUGAAGAGCCCCCAGCCACUGGCCAUUAUGAAGUCUCCAGAGACGAACCGGCAGGCAAACUCGGACAAGCCACGCGCGAGUCCCACGGAACGCAGUCGCGUCUUCAAGGGAUUUGUCUCGGAAGAGUAUCCCGACCUUCUCCUCCCUCCAAAUGCACUGCCCUCGAUCCAGAUCAAGGUUGCUUCGUCACGCAUGAAGCCGUCACGAGCCAGUGUAUUAUCCCUGACACAACUCGAAGAGGACCCCGUGUUCACUCUGGCUGUGUUCAGCCGCGCCGACGGUGCAGAACUCUGGCGCGUCGAGAAGGAUCUUGCGUCUCUUGCUAAGCUCGACCAGAAGCUGAAGAACUGCUCGACCGUGACGAUCAAGGCUCCCGAUAGGGCACUGUUCAGCGGACACGCGCCAGCGAAACUCGACGCUCGCCGCAUUGCACUAGACUACUACCUCGAAGAAAUACUGGAGACACAGCUUGACCAGACGGCCGCGACGGAAUUGUGCAAAUACCUCUCGACUCACACUCUGCCUCCAAACUUUGACGAAGCUUCAACCCCCGACAUCAUCGAGUCAGCCAACGCGAGAGCCGGCCCCGGCGGUCGACCUUUCCGCAGUGGCUACCUGACCAAGAGGGGGAAGAACUUUGGCGGCUGGAAGGCUCGCUUCUUUGUGCUGGAUGGACCUCAGCUCAAGUACUUUGAGGCACCCGGCGGAGCUCACCUUGGCACCAUCAAGCUGCCUCAUGCUCAGAUUGGCAAGCAGUCUCAACACAACGAGAACCAGUCACCAGCUCCUGGUGCGAAUGGCGACGACUUUGAUAACCAGUACCGACACGCGUUCCUCGUCCUGGAGCCGAAGAAGAAGGAUUCGAGCAGCCACGUAAAGCACGUGCUCUGUGCGGAGAGUGACAUGGAGAGGGAUCAAUGGGUAGACGCCCUUCUUCGGUGGAUUGACUACCGUGAGCCUGGCGAAGAAGACAGCCGGUCCGGAAAGGACUAUACUCACGACAGGCAUGGCUCGGUCGGAUCGGAACGCAACAUGGUGAAGAAGAAGAAGGGAAGGCCAGGCGUUUCCAAUCACCAGCCCUCCGACUCGGACAGCCUCAUUGGGGUCAGAUAUGAUUCGACAUCCCAAGGUGACUUGCCGCAUUCGGCGCCGGGACGACCCAAAACAUCUGGAGGCCCGCCGGAGCACCCAGGCCAUAACGAGGCCGCGCAGGCACCCAUGGUCAUCUCUGGCCCCAAGGACAUGCACGUCAUCUCCGACUCGUCCUCGUGGGGGAACAAGCCGCAGGCGCUUCCCGUUCCCAGCUACGAGGAGAAGAAGCAGCGGAAGAGGAGCUUCUUCGGUUUCGGACCGAAGACGACAAGGUCGUCUGGUGACGGUGGCUCGGAUGGGCUUUUUGACGGCAGCUCCGCGUCUACGCCACCACAGGGCGCAGGGUACCAAGGCCCGGUCCGCCAGGUGUUUGGAGCGAACCUGGCUGAGGCUGUGCGUUAUAACUCGCCUGUCGAUGUCGAUGUUCCCCUGCCGGCUGUUGUGUACAGAUGUAUCCAGUACCUGGACGCCAAGAAUGCCAUUCUCGAGGAGGGCAUCUUCCGUCUCAGCGGCUCCAAUGUGGUCAUCAAGCAGAUUCGGGAGCGGUUCAACAUUGAAGGCGACAUCAACCUCAUCACGGACGACGCGUUCUAUGACAUCCACGCCAUCGCGUCGCUCCUGAAGCUGUACCUGCGCGAGCUGCCUACGACGAUACUGACGAGGGACCUGCACAAUGAGUUCCUGUCCGUCACGGAGAUGACGAGCCCCAAGGACAAGGUCGCGGCUCUGAACGCACUGGUACAGCGCCUGCCGCUGGCCAACGCCACGCUUCUCAAGUACCUGCUCGCGUUCCUCAUCCGGAUCAUCAACAAUGCCGACAUCAACAAGAUGACGGUGCGCAAUGUCGGCAUUGUCUUUUCGCCGACGCUCAACAUCCCGGCACCCGUGUUUGCGAUGUUUCUGCUUAUCUACGAGCCCAUUUUUGGC